This is a messenger RNA of Sitodiplosis mosellana (orange wheat blossom midge), 3776 nucleotides long. Its product is annotated as zinc finger protein 25-like. The transcript has 6 exons. Lineage: Eukaryota; Metazoa; Arthropoda; Insecta; Diptera; Cecidomyiidae. Gene Ontology annotation, molecular function: DNA-binding transcription factor activity; RNA polymerase II cis-regulatory region sequence-specific DNA binding. Gene Ontology annotation, biological process: regulation of transcription by RNA polymerase II. The record is from RefSeq and is a predicted model, not a curated record. The coding region runs from base 378 to 1889 and encodes 503 amino acids.
AACAUGUUUUAAUUCAAAUCAAUGAAAAUGGUUGAAAUAAUCGAAUUCUGUAUGUAUUUACCGGUGACUUUGGCAGUCGUAACACGUUGAAUCAGUGCUUUCAUUUUGAAUUGUUUUUAUCUUCCUAAAUAUUGCUUAAAGAAAUAAAUUAAAAGUAAGAAAAACAAUUCCAACGUGUUGGUUUUGUUGCUACAGAAAAGAGGUUCUGUGUUAUGGUUGCUUUGACAGUUGAGCACUUCGAAAUAAAGUGUCAAAUCGACUGACACUGACGUUUCUGCAAACAUAAAAAUAAACACAAAUGCACGCAUCGCAAUGUUUACCUCAGCUUAAAAUUAGUUUUACGUUCUAAAUUUGUUGGAAAAAUAAGAAAAAUAGUGAUGGAAGUCACUUGCUAUGUUUGUAAUAAUCGAACAAAAGAAUGGACGCAAAAUCUUGCUGAAACAAAGUCCAAGCACUCUGGCACGCCGAUCACUGUGUUCAUCACUGGAUUCCUCAAGGAUUAUAUCUCUCUGCGAGAUAUAAAUGAUGUGACCAAUUGCAUUUGUUCGGAUUGUUUGAGUCGCAUUUACUCGUACGAUUGGAUGAUUUUGAAGGUGAAAGAGCAGGAAAGGGAAUUCCAUAUGUUACUUAUGUCGACGGAAAAGAAUUUUAUCAGCAGUCGGAUCAAAACAGAGGAUUUAGUUGAAUCGAAAGCAAAGAUUGCGAAUGGACGUAAAUUCAAAGAUGAGAGUAGCAAAGAAGUUAAGCCUGUAUCAGGCACCGAAGCACGGCAAACCGACACUCCCGGGGACAAUGUAAAGAGGAGCAAACCAAUCGUUGUACGAGUUGUAAAACGAGUUCCAUUUCUCAAAUCGAAACCAGUAGCUCUAGCAUCAAUAACAUCAAAAGCUCCAGCACCAAUAGAACCAACAGCUCCAAUACCAGCCAGUCUGAGUGAGCCGCCGUUGAAGAAACGAAUCAUUGAGCCAGAAACAAACAUAAUACAAGUUUCAGACGGGGAUGUGUCUCAAAGAUCAUUUGUUGAGGAUAUGUCUCAAGACGCUGUUCGAGAUCAAUGCCUAGAAACUGUUGAAAAUGCCAAAAAUGCCGAAAAUGUUGAUAGUCAGUCAAGAUGUUUUCGAUGUUUGCCUAGCUUCAAAUCAUCCAAAAAUACCAAAGGCAAAGGAUACUUUGAUAGUUGGGAAAUAGUCACUAAUCCGAGCAUUUUAUCAAGCAAUCAAUUGAAACGAUAUUGCACAUCGUGCAAACUAUUUUGUAAGAAAACCAAAUAUUACGAGAAUCAUAUGGCGAAGCACCAACGAACAUGUGAGCUGUGUGACAUAACUUUCAAAGCGGCCGAUGAACAUGCGGUUCACAUGGUAUGGCAUAAAACGCCGGAAGGUCUAAUGUGUCGAAUCUGUCAAUUUAAAUUGCCUAAUGAAGACGAACAUCGAAAACAUUUAGAUUUACACGAAGGAAAAUCGGAUCGUCAUUGUGUUAUUUGUGAUAAGGGUUACGCUACGAAGGCGAUUAUGAGAACUCAUGUGAAAAACCAUGGUGAACCAGAAGUUCUGUGCGAUCUUUGUGGGAAAGUAUUUUACGGCAAAGACACACUGAAGGUACAUCGAAGACUUCACAUUGAUGAAAAACAAUUCGAAUGCACAUUCUGUUCGAAAGCCUUCAAAACCAUGCAGUAUUUACGUACUCAUUUGCGAAUUCAUACCUCCACAGAACGACCAUUCAACUGCUCAUUUUGCGACAUGAGUUUUAAGCUCAAGGACCACUGGAGGGCUCAUGAAAGACGGCACAUCGAAAAUACAAAAACGGUAAAAUGCACACUUUGUUCGGCGGCUUUUGAACACAAAUUCCACCUGAAGCAACACAUGGAAAGGAGACACAGAUCUGAAUAACCACAAGGAACAACUGAGAAAACAUAUUUUUUUCUAAAACUAGAACAUGACGAAAUAUGUAUUGAAAUAUUCAUUAAAUAUAGUCCAUGAAGAUACUCUAAUCCUAAACGUGAACUACUAUAGUGAAUUACUAUCAAAAAUCGUCAAAACAAAACUUAUAUGUAGGUUUUGGUACUACAUAUGAAAUACAAAGCUAUUGUUCUAACUGUUCCAGUCGUAUAUGGAUAAUAUUGUAAUUUUGAUUCUAUUAUUCAGCGCACUUGCUCAUCAUUUUAUUAGCUUGAAUGUAUAAAGCAACCCAAGAUUUCUCUAUAUGCUAAAAAUAUCGUUGGUCAUCUUUUCCAAACAAACGAGAUUUUGAACAAAUAUUUUUUUAGUUUGAUCAGUUUCACUGUGACUAAAAAUGACGACACACAACGUGUGGUUUGGUAGUAAUGAACUUGCUCUAAAUAUCAAUAUAGUAUUGGAAUCGCUCUGUUGUAGAAAAAAAUAAAUGAAUUUAACUGAAAAUCUAUCCGAGAGGGGUUCUGUGUUGUGGUUAUUUUGACAAUUGAACAUUCUAACGUAUAGUGUCAAAUCGAGUGACAUUUCAACAAACAAUAGAAAUUCAUGCAAUUUCAUUUACUUUGGCCUAAAAUUUUAGUUUAACGUUAUAAAUUCAUUAGGAAAAUAAGAAAAAUAACAAUGGAAGUGAUUUGUUACGUCUGCAAUGAGCAGACCGACGAAUGGCGUCGAAAUUUUACCAAACUCAAGUCACAACAUUCGAAUACGCCGAUUGUUGAUUUACUCAAGCGAUUUCUCGACGACUUUGAAUCACAGCGAAACAUUGAAAGCGAAUCGAAUUGCAUUUGUGCAAAGUGUUUGAAUCGCAUCGAUGACUACGAUUGGAUGUAUGUCACGUGCUCGGAGAGGGAAAAAGAGUUGAAGGAGCUUCUUUGGGCCACAGAAAAAUCGCACAUUUAUCAAGCAACUGUAUUGCUUCCAGAACCGGAAUAUGCAUUAAAUCCAGAUGUACUGCCAAAAGAAAUUAAAAUUGAACAGGAUUGUGAGGUUAAAGAAAACGAACCAAAUGAACUAUGGACAAUCAUUGAAGUAGUGCAAAUGCAACCGAGACAGUCUCCGUCAAGAGAAAAUGAAAUCAGUGAGCCACCGUCAAAGAAGCAAAGUAUUGAACCGAACUCAAAUGAGAGCAAAACUCCAGUCGAGUACAAAUAUACUGUACUUGAACGACGUUGUCAGCCAAAUCCAAAAUCAAAAAACCCAUUGAUACCCAGCUAUCAAAAAGAUCUUGAACGAACGACGACACAGAGAAGACACGAAGAAAUUUAAAUGUAGCAUUUGUCCUGCGGCUUUCGAAUCCAGACACGAUUUGAAUCUACACUUGCAACGGAAACACGAUGCUGAAAAACCACACGAUAGAAAUCGGCGAUAAAUUCAAACAUUGACUGAUGGUUUUAGGCAUAAGCCAGUGACAAAGCGAUAGCUAAUCAACACAAGUAAUUGUAAAAUAAGUACUUAAAAUUACUUUGAACACAGAAAAAAGACAUUGUUCGUAUUAUUUAAUUGAAUAUUUUGACAAUUUGCAUUAUUGCCCAUCAGAAGUAGAUGAACAAAAAUGUGUUAUAUAGAAAAUACAUUAGAUUGAUUGAGGGCAGCUCAAAUAAAUUAUGGAUUAGACAUUAAUUCAUUUGGAUGGAUUCGAAAAGUUGAAUGAAAAUUUCAAGAAAAAGCUCUUACUCUUUAGAAUUUACUGAUUUAAAUUUUUUUUUUGUUCCUGUGAAUUUAUCAAUUUGAAUUGAAUUUGUCAUUCCCAUAUAAAUACUCUGUACUAGGAUUAUAAUUGAUGGUUCCAAAUAUCAAUAAAUUUCAACAAAUGACAACUCAAAA